Plasmodium malariae is the source of this 756-nucleotide messenger RNA. Its product is annotated as fam-m protein. The record is from RefSeq and is a predicted model, not a curated record. The transcript has 2 exons. NCBI's taxonomy places the organism in Eukaryota, Apicomplexa, Aconoidasida, Haemosporida, Plasmodiidae. The coding region runs from base 1 to 756 and encodes 251 amino acids.
AUGGAACAAAAUAUUAAAACUCUGUUUUUAAUUAAAAUUUCGGCUCUUAUUCUUUUUACUUGGUUAUGCUAUUUUAUGAAUGAUAUGCAUGGGUUUAUUAGUUCUGAGGAUGAGAGCUUUACUAUUGGUAGAAAUUUAUGUAAAAGCAUCAAUAGAUUACUAGCUGAAUAUAAACAGGGAGAGUGUUCAAAUAUUGUAAUAUUAAAAGAGGAUAUACCAAAUUAUAAACAUUGUGAAAAGAAAGAUCAAUCUAAUAUUAAAAAAGAGGAAAUUCGAAAAAGUGAAAUAACUAAUAAUUCAUUAAAUAAGGAGUUAUUCUAUACACAAGUUACCGAUUGUAGUAAGGGAAAGUUUGAUAGAAAAUAUUUCCAUUUUGAAAAAAAAUGGGUUGAUAAAAGCGAUUAUGAAGUCUUUCAAGAACAAAAUAGAAGAACUCAUGAUGCAGAUUUUAAAAAAAUAAAAUUUAGAAGUUACGCAUAUGCAGUUGUUUUUUUUUUUGUUUUUUUUUUGUUUGGAAUAGGAUAUCCCAUAUUACAAGGAUUAGGUCAUUUAAGAAAAUUACAGAAUAAUCUUUCAGGAAUACUAGCUAUGAUAAUGGAAGAAAAAACUGCUUUAUUAGAACCCUUUGUUUGUUCAAUCUUUUUUGGAGUACUUAUCAUUAUAUUAGCUAUCAUAAUUAUAAUAACUAUUCCUAAAAUUUUAAUAAAUAAUGAAAAAUAUAAUAAAUUAAAGUUGAUAGAUACACAAAAAGAAUAA